AGUGCUGAGGAAACUCAUUUUUUGGUAAAAGAGCAUCAUGGUUUUUUGGCUGAAUUUCUAGCCGGGGUGAGAUCAGGACGCGGUGUUUGGAUGCAGGAACAUGAGGGAGAGAGACAGCAGGGCACGGGCAGUGCCCAGGUGGGGGUUCUCCCAGCGGGACGGGGCAGUGGGACAGGUGGCGCUCCGGUCGAGGACAUGCAGGCGCUGUCAAUCUCGUCUCUCUCCACCUCGGAGCUGGAACAGCAGUAUGAGCUGAUCGCUCCUUUAGGGAAGGGCACCUACGGCAAAGUCGACUUGGUGGUGCAUCGGACACAGGGUACUAAACUGGCUCUGAAGUAUGUGAGUAAGAACAAGACGAAGUUGCGCAGUUUUCUGCGUGAGUACAGCCUGACGGCCGCGCUGGGCUGCAGCCCGUUUAUCAUCAAAGUUCUGAACGUGCUGUUUGAGACGGAGGACAGCUAUGUGUUCGGACAGGAGUACGCGCCUGCGGGGGAUCUGUUCGACAUCAUCCCACCUCAGGCCGGUUUGCCGGAGGAGAUGGUCAAGCGCUGCGUUCAGCAGCUGGGUUUGGCUCUGGACUUCAUGCACAGCAAGAGUCUCGUCCAUCGAGACGUGAAGCCAGAAAACGUUCUGCUUUUUGACCGCGAGUGUCGACGCGUGAAAUUGGCAGAUUUAGGAAUGACACGCCGGGCAGGCAGCCGUAUCAAGAGGAUCAGCGGCACCAUCCCAUACACCGCAGCCGAGGUGUGCCAGGCCUCAGUAUCGGAGGGAAUCAUCGUGGCGACGACCCAGGACGUGUGGGCUUUUGGAGUUCUGCUGUUCUGCAUGCUGACGGGAAACUUUCCAUGGGAAGCAGCAUUGCCUAGUGAUGCAUUCUUUUCGGAAUUUCAGCGAUGGCAGCUGGGGGCGUUUCCUCCCGGCGUUGUUCCUUCCCAAUGGCGGCGGUUUUCAGACGAAGCGUUGCGCAUGUUCGGUCGGCUGUUAGCGCUGGAACCGGAGCGGCGCUGUGGGGUUAAAGAGGUCUUCUACUUCCUCAAAUACGACCUGCUCAAAACAUGUCAUCACCGCCGCAGAGCUUCCUGUAGGGCGUCUAGGGGCGGUUCCACACAUUGCUCCGCCCACAGACACGCAGAGCCCUCUCCACCUUCAGGAACUUCCUGUCUACGUCCCACCCCCCUCAAACGUAGCAUCCUGUCCGAACCACAUUCUUCUAGGGAGGAGUCCUCCAAAAGCCAGUCGCCCAACCCUCAAGACAAGAGCAAAGUGAUGAUGACCACUCCUAUUGAGAUUUGCGUAUGAAGCCCAAAACUAGAUAUAGCCA
Molecule: messenger RNA, 1321 nt
Organism: Carassius carassius (crucian carp)
Lineage: Eukaryota; Metazoa; Chordata; Actinopteri; Cypriniformes; Cyprinidae
Gene: sbk1
Product: SH3 domain binding kinase 1
Exons: 4
Coding region: 91-1299 (402 amino acids)
Biological process (GO): peptidyl-threonine phosphorylation; peptidyl-serine phosphorylation
Molecular function (GO): protein serine/threonine kinase activity; ATP binding
Source: RefSeq, a predicted model, not a curated record